AUGCCCACAAUCACCGUCCCGCAAGACGAAAGUGCGACAACGAAUUACGUUGAGACGGUACUCGGACCGAACGUCGAGGCUUUCGCGCAACAAAUAGAGGUUCGGUACAAGGACGGAGAUUUAGAGAUUGAUGCUUCCACGACGAAGAUAGCGUCGUCGCGUCUGGCCGGUCUUACGGCCGCUGCGCCGUCGCGACCGACCUUGAGUGAGAAGGAAACUGAGACUUCGUCUACCAACGGGAAUGCUGCUGAGACUUCGGGUGCGAAUGGAAAUGGCAUCGAUAACAGUCCUCAGGGUGCGAAGCAUGGAGAGAAGAAAGACUUGACUGCAGGCGCAUACGCAGGCAUUGGUAUUGGCGUCGCUGCGGCUCUGGUCGCGCUUGUCGGGGCCUUAUUACUGUUCAUUCGGAGACGCAACAAAAACAAGAAGCUGACCAAGACGUCGACCGAUACGCCAAACACAGGGUGGAGACAAGUGGGUAGUGCGGCUGAGGUUGCCAAUUCGACACCGGUGUGUGAGGUAGGAUCAAGGGAACCUACGGAAGUAAGAGGUGAUCAUGCCAUGCCAGUUGAACUAGAUCCAAACAGAAGAGUUCACCAGUUAGAGUAG
This is a messenger RNA of Didymosphaeria variabile, 609 nucleotides long. RefSeq lists its product as uncharacterized. Bases 1 to 609 code for a protein of 202 amino acids. The transcript has a single exon. The record is from RefSeq and is a predicted model, not a curated record. Lineage: Eukaryota; Fungi; Ascomycota; Dothideomycetes; Pleosporales; Didymosphaeriaceae.